GCGGCGCGCAUUCCACUCCUCCACUUCCUCCAAGCUCGAGCACGACACUCGAUCGCGGCUUAACUGUCUCCGGUCCAGCACGCCGUACCAGGUGGCACGCAGCGGCAGCGCGAGCGCGAUGGCGGACUGCAUGCAGGAGUGGCCGGAGCCGAUCGUGCGCGUGCAGGCGGUCGCCGAGAGCGGCCUGGCCGCCAUCCCGGGCUGCUACGUCAAGCCGCCGCGCGACCGCCCGGCGCAGCAGCACCUGGCCGCCGCCGCCAACGCCCUCCGCGAGCCCUCCGACGACAGCAUUCCGGUCAUCGACCUCGGCGAGCUCCUCGCGGCCGGCGACGGCCGCAUCGACGGCCUGAUCACCGAGGCCGUGGCGGCGGCGUGCCGGGACUGGGGGUUCUUCCAGGUGGUGAACCACGGGGUGGCGCCGGAGCUGAUGCGCGCGGUGCGGGAGGCCUGGCGCGGCUUCUUCCGGCUGCCCAUCUCGGCCAAGCAGCAGUACGCCAACCAGCCGCGGACGUACGAGGGGUACGGCAGCCGGGUGGGCGUCCAGAAGGGCGGGCCCCUCGACUGGGGGGACUACUACUUCCUCCACCUCGCGCCGGAGGCCGCCAAGAGCCCCGAUAAGUACUGGCCGACCAACCCCGCCAUCUGCAAGGAGGUGUCGGAGGAGUACGGGCGGGAGGUGACGAGGCUGUGCGAGGUGCUGAUGAAGGUGCUGUCGGCGAGCCUGGGGCUGGAGGAGGCGAGGUUCCAGGAGGCGUUCGGCGGGGCCGAGUGCGGCGCGUGCCUGCGCGCCAACUACUACCCGCGGUGCCCGCAGCCGGACCUCACGCUCGGCCUCUCGGCGCACUCCGACCCGGGCGUCCUCACCGUGCUCCUCGCCGACGAGCACGUCCGCGGCCUGCAGGUCCGCCGCGCCGACGGCGAGUGGGUCACCGUGCAGCCCGUCCGCGACGACGCCUUCAUCGUCAACGUCGGCGACCAGAUCCAGAUAUUGAGCAACUCUGUGUACAAGAGCGUGGAGCACCGGGUGAUCGUGAACGCCAAGGAGGAGCGCAUCUCCCUCGCGCUCUUCUACAACCCGAAAGGCGAUGUCCCGAUAGCUCCGGCGGCGGAGCUGGUGAGGCCGGACCGGCCGUCCCUCUACCCCCCGAUGACCUUCGACGAGUACAGGGUGUACAUAAGGAAGAACGGGCCCAGGGGCAAGGCGCAGCUGGAGGGUUUCAAGGGCCAAGCCGUCCCUGGAACUGGAAACAAAUAAUAGUCAAUUAAUUAACCGGGUCUUGCAGCGUGUAUGAUUAAUCUGAUGGCAAAUAACUCAUGCAUGUAUGAGCGCUAGCCCCUACAUAUGAUAUGUGUACGUGUGGCUAAACUGCAUGCCGACUCGUGUAGUAUGUCCUGUAUGAUAUGUGUACCCCAAUCGAAAUUAAUGGACGAUAUGCUAAGAAUAUAUGCUGAUUAUAUUGACAUCUUGUUCCCAUCUAUCACCUUCUUUCUAAAAACCGACGUCGUUCUUGCGUACAACUGAGC
Triticum aestivum (bread wheat) is the source of this 1524-nucleotide messenger RNA. RefSeq names its product jasmonate-induced oxygenase 2. The record is from RefSeq and is a predicted model, not a curated record. The transcript has 4 exons. Lineage: Eukaryota; Viridiplantae; Streptophyta; Magnoliopsida; Poales; Poaceae. The coding region runs from base 119 to 1255 and encodes 378 amino acids.